Messenger RNA from Rhodamnia argentea, 1445 nucleotides. RefSeq names its product rac-like GTP-binding protein ARAC8. Gene Ontology annotation, molecular function: protein kinase binding; GTPase activity; GTP binding. The coding region runs from base 498 to 1136 and encodes 212 amino acids. The transcript is spliced from 8 exons. Gene Ontology annotation, cellular component: cytoskeleton; cell cortex; plasma membrane. Lineage: Eukaryota; Viridiplantae; Streptophyta; Magnoliopsida; Myrtales; Myrtaceae. Gene Ontology annotation, biological process: establishment or maintenance of cell polarity; small GTPase-mediated signal transduction; cortical cytoskeleton organization. The record is from RefSeq and is a predicted model, not a curated record.
AGUUGAUUGGACGCUUUGGAAGAUCCCAAGUUCCACAGUCUCUCUCUCUCUCUCUCUCUCUAUCUCUAUCUCUUCUCCCGGUCAACACUGGGCAUCCCCCUCUCUCUCUUUGGACGUCGGAUUAACGAAUGGGCAAGUUGUCUCUUCGGAAGAAGGGAAUCUGGUAUUGAGGAAGAUCGGAACCAAAGGGAGUCGCUCGCAUGGCUGGAGAGUUCCAGUCCCAGUUCCAGUUCGCCAAGAGGAAAUCUCAAGAACGAAGGACUGCGAGGGACGAUCUGCUCUGCCGCGGAGACAGUGAGCGAGUGGGAAUCAUGUGAUCCGCCCCCAGCUCACCGACUCACUGUCCCUUUGAAUUCAAGAAACCCCUUCAUUAAAUCCUUCCCACCUAACCCACCGGCAAUUUGGGUUUUGAUCCUCCCAAAUUUAGCUUCUUCCCAUUCCUCCUCCUCUUCUCUCUCUCUCUCUCUCGCUCGCUCGCCCGCUCGACGCUCUUCGAAAUGGCUGCGAACGCAUCAAGAUUCAUCAAGUGCGUCACUGUGGGCGAUGGGGCUGUGGGCAAGACUUGCAUGCUUAUCUGCUACACCAGCAACAAGUUCCCAACUGACUACAUACCCACAGUGUUUGAUAAUUUCAGCGCUAAUGUAGUGGUUGAAGGCAUCACUGUCAACUUGGGUCUUUGGGACACAGCUGGGCAGGAGGAUUACAAUAGAUUAAGGCCCUUGAGCUAUAGAGGAGCUGAUGUCUUUGUCUUGGCCUUUUCUUUAGUUAGCCGUGCUAGUUAUGAGAAUGUCCUGAAGAAGUGGAUCCCAGAACUCCAGCAUCAUGCUCCAGGCAUUCCUAUUGUCCUUGUGGGAACCAAAAUGGAUCUUCGUGAUGAUAAACACUAUUUGUCUGAUCAUCCUGGACUUGUUCCUGUGACCACUUCUCAAGGUGAGGAACUGCGCAAACAGAUUGGUGCCAACUAUUACAUAGAGUGCAGCUCAAAAACUCAGCAGAAUGUUAAGGCAGUCUUUGAUGCUGCAAUCAGGGUAGUGAUUAAACCACCGCAGAAGCAAAAGGAGAGGAAGAAGAAAAAACCACGUCGAGGAUGUUUUGUGAACAUCCUUUGCGGUAGGAGCUUCGCAUGUCUGAAGUGAAUUGCGCCUAAUCUGCUAGUAUGUAUAUGUCUGCUGUCACUUCUGGUAACGGCUCCGUGUGAACGCCGACAAGGAUUGGGUUCAUCAUCAGACGGCUAGUUAGCUGUUAAUGUGUGUACUUUGUAGAGAUAAGUUUUCUACUUGCAUGGCCUGUUUUCAGUUUUAUUCCCUUAGCAUUCCUUUUACCAAUUUGUGAGCGAUAACUAAUGAAGUUGCAUCUUUCCACUGAUUUCCCUCUUUUGGUUGUGUAAAGCAUUGACUAUUCUACAGAUGAAAAAGAAGAAGAAGAGAAAUCUGAUUUCUUAACGC